AGCAACAGCGCAGGUUCCGGGCAGAGUCCGUUAUGGCCGCUGUCGCUCUGAGGAGGAUGAGUGGGGCCGUGCGAGCGAAGCUGCCGCCCAGGCUGGGCAUCCUGGGCCCCGCGGGUUUGGAGCGGCCGCUGGUCCUGGCCCUCCUGCUCGCGUCCGCCACCGUGUCCAGUGCUCUGUUACCUGCUGAUUCACUGAGCCAGACUGAAUUCAAAGAAGAUGUUUCUACCCCAAAUAUGAGCGCGGAUUUAACACAGGAAAAACAGACCAAACCUUCUGUCACCCAGAUCAGCAGUGCUCUCCCUCUGCCAACUAGUGCAGAGAAGAGUGGAGGGGCAUCGGUCCCCCCUCAUCCCUCACCAGCUACUUCUCUGUCCCAAGAGGAAGCAGAUAACAACGAAGAUCCGAGCAUAGAAGAGGAGGAUCUUCUCACACUGAAUAGUUCUCCGUCCACCGCCAAAGAUGCCCUGGACACUGGGGACUACGGAGAAACAGACUACGACUGGACCGCCAGCCCCAGGGACGACGAGCCCAGCGAGCCGUUGGAGGAAAACAGGGGCUACGUGGAAAUUGAACAGUCAGUGAGGUCUUUUAAGACCCCACCCUCACAUACAGAAGAGGAAGAUAGCCAUUUCUUUUUUCAUCUUAUUAUUUUUGCUUUUUGCAUUGCUAUUGUGUAUAUUACAUAUCACAACAAAAGGAAGAUUUUCCUCCUGGUUCAAAGCAGGAAAUGGCGUGAUGGUCUUUGUUCCAAAACAGUGGAGUAUCAUCGUCUAGACCAGAAUGUUAAUGAGGCGAUGCCUUCGCUGAAGAUUACCAAUGAUUAUAUUUUCUAAAGCUGUGUGGUUUGAGUUUGCUUAUUCUAUAAUUUUAUUUGCUUGACUUUUUAUAUGAUACCAUGCAGAGGUAUGCCAUAGGCAGUUGGUAUUAAAUGAGAGGUGGGUCUCUCUUUACUUUGCCUUGGUGCUUUGGAAAUUAAAUGUCACAAACAAGGAGUGUAUAAUUUUUAAUCUACACUUUCAGAGGUGAAUUCAAUCAGGUGUCCAAAGUGUGGAGCUAAGCAUUUCCUGUUAGUUUUUAUUGUUUUAGAUUUCCUUACUGUACUCUUGGAAGCAUUAGUGAUACUACUUUUAAGAGAUCCCAAACUUGGAACUAAAUUCUAACAUACCUGGCGCUGCUGACUCGGAUUCUUUUCCUGCCAUCCACAUACUUUUUUUAAGGACACUUAUUUUUCUUCCCAAACUGUCAUCUACAAAGAUGUAUGUAAUAAUACUUUGCAUAUUAGUAAUAUUUUUCUUCGCCAGAAAAAUUGCUUUGGAUAUUUUUGGAUAAUUUAAACAUAAUUUAAGUUAAUGAUAAUAUUCAAUCUGAUCACAAUUUUAGGUCAAUUAACAACUAUUUCUAGAAAUUCUGGCAAUAGACUGCAGUUUGCAGUGGACAUGGGUAAAAUGUUAUAGAGAUAAUAUUUUUUGGUUUGAAUUACUGAAUUAAAUUUAGAGAUAGAAAUUGUGGUAAGAUAUUAAUACAUGCACAAUUGCUUUUAGUUGGCAAUUGAUGGUAGCACGGGUUCCUCCAAGCUUUCAAGCCAGGGGCAGAAUUUAAAAUUAUAUCAGAGUUUUUCACUUUGUUUAUUAUUUUCUAGUAAAUUUGAAUAAAUUUUAGGGGCCAUUAUCACUUAAGUAAUGUUAUAUUUAGGUCUUUCAAGUUAAAAUUAAACCUAAGUGAAGUUGUAUGCAUAAAGACUGUAUGUGUACACUUAUGUUUUCUCCCACUGUACUUGUUCUCCCAUUUUUUAUUUAAACAGUGACUGGAAAUUACUUACUGUAUUUUAUUUUAACUGAUCUAUCAUAAGAAUUGAUCGAUGUGUAAAUACGUGAUUUGAAGCAUGGUUGACUUACAAGAGUCACAACAGCCUUUCAGAAAACAUAACCCCUAGUGUACGUCAGACCCCACCCCGCCAGCCACCGCGAAGCCCGGGGGAGCGAGGAGGCGCGUGCUCUGGGCAGAGCUGGCAGGGUCGGGGCCGUCUGCCACUUCUCUUGGCAGACAAUGUACUGUCCCAACAAGGAAGGGGAGCACAAUGGAAAUACACCUGCACUGUUUUAUUGCAGUAAUUUUUUUUAUAUCUGAAAUUGUAUUAUUUAAUAUUUUGAAUAAGAUUUCAAAAAAUAAAUGGCAAAGAUAUAUC
Pteronotus mesoamericanus is the source of this 2185-nucleotide messenger RNA. RefSeq names its product chromosome unknown C5orf15 homolog (gene CUNH5orf15). Bases 33 to 833 code for a protein of 266 amino acids. NCBI's taxonomy places the organism in Eukaryota, Metazoa, Chordata, Mammalia, Chiroptera, Mormoopidae. The record is from RefSeq and is a predicted model, not a curated record. The transcript has 3 exons.